Histoplasma capsulatum G186AR is the source of this 1316-nucleotide messenger RNA. Its product is annotated as peroxin 10. The coding region runs from base 112 to 1200 and encodes 362 amino acids. Gene Ontology annotation, biological process: protein import into peroxisome matrix. Gene Ontology annotation, cellular component: peroxisomal membrane. The record is from RefSeq and is a predicted model, not a curated record. The transcript has a single exon. Gene Ontology annotation, molecular function: zinc ion binding. Lineage: Eukaryota; Fungi; Ascomycota; Eurotiomycetes; Onygenales; Ajellomycetaceae.
CGAGAAUACAGACACAUAACUCGCGGAUUGGAUGUCAUUGAUAUCAAGGCUACUUGCGAUACUACUUGUUUUAAAUAUCUGUUCAUAUCUGUUCAAGAUCUAUCCCGCAACAUGGACGCAGAUCCAGCUCUUCCCAAACCAUCAGCUAGCCCCGUCUCGCAUUUCUUUCCAUGGGCCACAUCCCCGGACGUCAUACGCAGCCACGAAAAGGAUGCGUACAUUUCUGGCACCCUUUCGGUGCAAGCCCACACAAUAAUUCGCGCUCUCCGCGGCGCAAGAUUCGCCCAUUCUCAUACCGACGCAAUCAAAAACCUUACUGACCUCCUCUACUUCUCCCUCACAACACUUGUCGGAAACAGAACACUAGGCGAAGAGUAUUGCGACGUGGUACAACUAGAAGAUGACUCACUACGAUUACCAUCGCUGGUACGACGGGUCGGAUAUAUCCUCAGCAGCAUUUUAUUACCAUGGACAUUGCAACGGCUGCUCCCCGCGUUACGACAAAAGAUGCGGGCGAAACUCCAACGCAGCGUUGCCCGGCUGCAGGCAAAAGCUGCAUUACUAUCCUUAAAACAGAAAACACCCUCCAAGCCGGGCCUCACACUGCGCUUCCAAAUUUAUGUCCUGGACCAUCUUGAUUCCCUUACCUCCCUCUCCCCAAUCUUCGCCCUGAAUCUGGCCGCCUUCUAUUUCUCUGGAGCAUAUUACCACAUAUCCAAACGCAUCUGGGGUCUUCGAUAUGUUUUCACAAAGCGAAUUGAAGACAAUGAAGCUAGAAUCGGAUAUGAAGUGUUAGGCGUUUUACUCGUUCUUCAAAUAGCUGUGCAGGGCAUACUGCAUGUCAAAAAUACCAUCUCUUCCUUCACCGCUGAAACAGCGGAGGGUCAGCAGCAACAAGAAGGCUCCGACCAAAAAACCGCUCUAAAGUCAAUAUAUACCCCACCAUCCAUACAAUCACUGCCCGCAAGCGAAGCGCGAUAUGAUUUAGCAAAUCCUACCAACGCAUCUCUCGCCUGGGUACCUCCUGGUCAGCAACGGAAAUGCACCCUGUGUUUGGAGCCGUAUAAAGACCCGAGUGCGACAACGUGCGGACAUAUCUUUUGCUGGACGUGUAUACGGGACUGGGUGCGGGAGAAACCCGAGUGCCCGCUAUGUCGGCAGGAGGCGUUGGGUUCGAAAAUUUUGCCCUUGAGGGGCUGAGGCGCUCCUCUCAUAUUAAGAUGUGAGAGCGGAAGAUAAUUAAUUGUCUCUUAUAGCAUAUAUGUACAACUACUUAUACAAUUGUCGAUACCAAUAGAAUAUAAAAUGCACACUUC